AUGGAAAUCCUAAUGACAGUUUCUAAAUUUGCCUCUUUUUGUACCAUGGGCGCCAAUGCCUCCGCUUUGGAGAAAGAGAUUGGCUCGGAGCAGUUCCCUGUUAACGAGCAUUACUUUGGAUUGGUCAAUUUUGGGAACACCUGCUACUGUAACUCAGUGCUGCAAGCCCUCUAUUUCUGCCGUCCGUUUCGGGAGAAGAUCCUGGCAUACAGGAGCCAGCCACGGCGCAAAGAGAACCUGCUCACCUGCCUGGCGGACCUGUUCCACAGCAUUGCCAACCAGAAAAGGAAAGUGGGUGUCAUUCCUCCCAAGAAGUUCAUCACGCGACUACGCAAGGAGAAUGAGCUGUUUGAUAACUACAUGCAGCAGGAUGCCCACGAGUUCCUCAACUACCUGCUGAACACCAUCGCAGACCUGCUGCAGGAAGAGAGGAAGCAAGACAAGCAGAACGGCAAACUGGCCAACGGCACGCUCGACUCCCAGAACAACAACAGCGCCCCGCCCUCUUCCACGUGGGUGCACGAAAUCUUCCAGGGCACGCUGACCAAUGAGACGCGCUGCCUCACCUGCGAGACGGUAAGCAGCAAAGACGAGGACUUCUUGGAUUUGUCCGUCGACGUUGAACAGAACACGUCAAUCACGCACUGCCUGAGGGGUUUCAGUAACACAGAGACCCUGUGCAGUGAAUAUAAAUACUACUGUGAGGAAUGUAGGAGUAAGCAGGAGGCGCACAAAAGGAUGCGGGUGAAAAAGUUACCCAUGAUCCUGGCCCUCCACCUGAAGAGGUUUAAAUACAUGGAGCAGCUACAACGCUACACUAAACUGAGCUACCGCGUGGUUUUCCCCCUGGAGCUGCGUCUCUUCAACACCUCCGGAGACGCCACCAAUCCCGAGAGGCUUUACGACCUGGUCGCCGUGGUGGUGCACUGUGGGAGCGGCCCAAACAGAGGACACUACAUUGCCAUCGUGAAGAGUCACGACUUCUGGCUGCUUUUUGACGACGACAUCGUAGAGAAAAUUGACGCACAGGCGAUUGAAGAGUUCUACGGGCUCACGUCGGAUAUAUCCAAGAACUCCGAGUCGGGAUACAUCCUGUUCUACCAGUCGAGAGACUGAGCGCGCUCACAGUGGGACUCCCCCUAGUGGCCGUGUGGAGAAACAGCCCUGCCUGCAUCCCCACCAGUGCAGACUGGCGCAGUCACUGCAGCUGUGUUGCAGCCCCUCUUCCCUGUACCUCCUCUCC
Chanos chanos (milkfish) is the source of this 1243-nucleotide messenger RNA. RefSeq names its product ubiquitin specific peptidase 12a (gene usp12a). NCBI's taxonomy places the organism in Eukaryota, Metazoa, Chordata, Actinopteri, Gonorynchiformes, Chanidae. Gene Ontology annotation, cellular component: cytosol; nucleus. Bases 1 to 1116 code for a protein of 371 amino acids. Gene Ontology annotation, biological process: protein deubiquitination. The transcript has 9 exons. Gene Ontology annotation, molecular function: cysteine-type deubiquitinase activity. The record is from RefSeq and is a predicted model, not a curated record.